CAACCACAACACACAAUGUCGGGACAGCAGCCCCGCCCAGACGGCAAGAAGCGCAAGCGCGUGUCCAAGGCGGACUCGGAGGUCGCCGCGCCCGUGGCCGCCGGGCCAGAGGUGCAGUCGGACGCCGAGGAGUCGGGCGACGCCGCCGCCGCCGCCUCGUCGUCAAAGGUCACCCUCGACGCGCCCAACAGCUACGAGCGCGUGCCGUUCAACACGCUCCCGCUCUCGCCUGCGACGCUCAACUCGAUCCAGCGCAUGGGCUUCGAGACCAUGACCGAGGUGCAGGCGCGCACCAUCCCCCCUCUCCUGGCCGGCAAGGACGUGCUCGGUGCCGCGAGGACAGGCUCGGGCAAGACCAUGGCCUUCCUUGUGCCUGCCGUCGAGCUCCUGCACACGCUCCGCUUCAAGCCCGCCAACGGUACCGGCGUCAUCAUCAUCUCGCCCACGCGUGAGCUCGCCCUCCAGAUCCUCGGCGUCGUCAAGGACCUCAUGCAGGGCCACUCGCAGACCUUUGGCAUCGUCAUGGGCGGCGCCAACCGCAAGGCCGAGGCCGACAAGCUUGUCAAGGGCGUCAACCUCCUUGUGGCCACCCCCGGUCGUCUGCUCGACCACCUCCAGAACACCAAGGGCUUCGUGUUCAAGAACCUCAAGGCCCUGGUCAUCGACGAGGCCGACCGUAUCCUCGAGGUCGGUUUCGAGGAGGAGAUGAAGCAGAUUGUCAAGAUCCUCCCCAACGACAACCGCCAGUCAAUGCUCUUCUCGGCUACCCAGACGACAAAGGUCACUGACUUGGCCCGCAUCUCGCUCCGCUCUGGUCCUCUGUACAUCAACGUCGACGACAAGAAGGACACGUCUACGGCCGAGUUCCUCGAGCAGGGCUACGUUGUAUGCGAGUCGGACAAGCGCUUCAUGCUGCUGUUCACCUUCCUGAAGCGUAACCUCAAGAAGAAGGUUAUUGUCUUCUUCUCGAGCUGUAACUCGGUCAAGUACCACGCCGAGCUGCUCAACUACAUCGACGUCCCUGUCCUGGACCUUCAUGGCAAGCAGAAGCAGCAGAAGCGCACCAACACUUUCUUCGAGUUCUGCAACGCUCCCUCAGGUAUCCUGCUCUGCACGGACGUUGCCGCCCGUGGCCUCGACAUUCCCAAGGUCGACUGGAUCAUCCAGUUCGACCCUCCUGAUGACCCGCGCGACUACAUCCACCGUGUCGGCCGUACCGCGCGUGCCGGCAAGGCGGGCAAGUCGCUCCUCUUCCUCCUCCCGUCUGAGCUCGGCUUCCUCCGCUUCCUCAAGGUCGCAAAGGUGCCGCUCAAUGAGUACAAGUUCCCGCAGAACAAGAUUGCCGACGUGCAGCGCCAGCUCGAGUCGCUCAUCUCCAAAAAUCACUACCUCAACGUUUCGGCCCGCGACGGCUACAGGUCGUACCUGCAGGCGUAUGCUUCCUACUCGCUCAAGAAGAUCUUCGACGUCAACAAGCUGGACCUGGCCAAGGUCGGCAAGGCGUUCGGCUUCGCCAUCCCGCCAAAGGUCAACAUCAGCGUCGGCUCCAUCAAGGCCAAGAAGACGGUCGACAGCGAUAGCGACGACGACGGUGUGCGCGCCAACAAGGCCUUCAAGGCCGGCGGCGACGACGGCGAGGUCAAGAAGGCGUACUACCGCAACCGGGGGCACAAGAAGGGCGGACGGGCUUAGAGCGUUGGGUUUGGUAGAUUUGUUUGUACUUUGCAUGCCAUCUGGUUAUUAGUGAA
This is a messenger RNA of Vanrija pseudolonga, 1748 nucleotides long. RefSeq names its product ATP-dependent RNA helicase HAS1 (gene HAS1). Gene Ontology annotation, molecular function: ATP binding; nucleic acid binding; RNA helicase activity. Gene Ontology annotation, biological process: maturation of LSU-rRNA from tricistronic rRNA transcript (SSU-rRNA, 5.8S rRNA, LSU-rRNA). The transcript has 2 exons. Gene Ontology annotation, cellular component: nucleolus. Bases 16 to 1692 code for a protein of 558 amino acids. NCBI's taxonomy places the organism in Eukaryota, Fungi, Basidiomycota, Tremellomycetes, Trichosporonales, Trichosporonaceae. The record is from RefSeq and is a predicted model, not a curated record.